This is a messenger RNA of Toxotes jaculatrix (banded archerfish), 1760 nucleotides long. Its product is annotated as THAP domain-containing protein 5-like. The record is from RefSeq and is a predicted model, not a curated record. The transcript has 5 exons. Bases 66 to 1442 code for a protein of 458 amino acids. Lineage: Eukaryota; Metazoa; Chordata; Actinopteri; Toxotidae.
ACACACGGCACGAGUUUCACCUUGCUGGACACCGAGGCAGCAGCACCCGACAGCACCGACCUGAGAUGCCGAAAUACUGUUCGGUUCCGAACUGUAAGAAUGACUCCGGGAACCGUAACGACAGGAAAAGCUUCUACAAGUUCCCUCUACAAGACCCGGUCCGGCUGCAGCAGUGGCUGAGGAACAUGGGGCGUGAGAGCUGGAUGCCCUCUCGACAUCAGUAUAUUUGCCAUGAACAUUUUGCUCCUUCGUGCUUCAAGGUGCGAUGGGGGAUCCGUUACCUUGAGAGCGAUGCUGUGCCCACAGUAUUCCAGGAGGCCGAGAAACGAAAAGCCACGGAUCACAGCGACAGAAGGCCAAAAAGGCUUCGAGCUAACAGCAACCAAAGCAUGAUGGUGUCAGAUGACAGGACGGUGGCCGUUGAAGCUGUCGAGAUGGAAAGCACAUUGCACACAGUGCACCUGUAUGAGAUCACUGUCGACCCAACGCAGCAGGGUGAAACCAGCCUGGUGGAGUCGAGUGAUGUUGGGGGAUCGCACUGUUCUCUCCAGGCAGACCCGAACACGCUGGCAUCAGUGGACGGAUUCGAAACGGGGGCAAAUUUCCCACUAACCUUAUUCCAGGCCGUGGAUGAUCUAAGUAACAGUGGAGGAAACACAGAGGUGGUAGUGAUGUCUGAAUGCUCUGCUGGUGAAGGGCAAGAUGAGCUUGUGAAUGGAAUUGCUGCUGCCAUUUUAACUCAGGGCCACGGACUGGUCAUGAAUGACUCCACACUUGGCUGCACAGAUGAGGCCUCUCUCUGUGUUGAAGACGUGACUUGUACCACAGAGGAGUUCUUAGAUGUCCAGGAAGGCCGUGAAACUCAAGUCAUCGCCUACUUUGAGACGAUACCAAAUGUUUUACCCAGUGAAACCUCUACCCAGUUCACCUUCUCCCCGGACACAGUGCUGUCAUCUGCCCUGAGCUCCAAGCCCAUCACGUCCACGCUGCCUAUAGUGUCUAAACACGUUCCACCUUCCCCCACGUCCCUGGUCCUCACUGUGGAAAGACUGGACACAGACGGGGGAGAGGGGGAUGAUGGCAUGUCAGAGGAGGACAGCACUGAACAGCAGGAUCACCAGCUGGAGGAGCACUGCUACCAUAAGAACAGUCUGAGUAAGGAGCAGCUGGAGGCGAUUGUGACUGAGCUGCAGAAGAAGGUGAAAGUGCUGCAGCAGCGACACCGCCGACACCUGGAGAAACUUCUGGGCCUGGAGAACACGGUCAGCCAGCUGAGACAGAGCAACCUGCUGAAUGAAGAGCGACUGCAGCUGCUCGAGAGGGCUUACAUACAGACCAGUGCAGCAGUGUCCGACGCUGGUGAGACUGUGGCCAUUAUAUACGAAGAGGACGAUGCUGCGUACUUGUAUACGUCACUGAACGACACAGAGGAAAAGCUGUGAUGCCUGACUGACUGUGGACAUCCCAGCUGUGUGUCUGUCUGCUGCCCAUCGUGCCAAAAAAAUAACUGACAUGGCUGAUGCUGUUAAAAACAAAAUGCUACCUAAUGUUUGUUUUUUUUUUUUUAAAAAUGAUUCAACAGAAUAAGAUCUGUGUAUGAAAUGUGGCAGUGUGGUGUUGGAUCUGCUGUGAGCUUUGCACAAAUAGGGAUGAUUAAUAUGGGACAAUGUUGAAUGUGUUUUAUAAGGGUUUCACCUCUACCCCACCCCUCCUUCAACCAGUUUCUGUUUGAUAUAUUAAAGUAUUUUUGUUUGUGAUAA